UAUACAGCACACACAUCUGUCUGACACACACAGACACAGAGCUGGUUUCUUGCCUGCUGGAAGCGCUUUUGGCCGCCUGCAACCUCUGCCAUGUCGUUGGUGAAGUUCAAGGAACUGGGGGAAGAGGAGUCCAAUUCGGAAGAGGAGAACCUGGACAGCGUCAAGGCCUUGGCAGCGAAGCUGAAGCUACAGACGCGGCGCCCUUCCUACCUGGAGUGGAAGGCCCAUGUGCAAAGUCCCUCCUGGCAGAACAGACAUCGAGAUGGAGCCCUCCGGACCCUACAGGAGAAGCAUGGCGAGGAGGCAACCGGGGAAGACAACCAGGCCCAGGUGCCGCUGAAGACUAUUUGCGGGUUCCCCACUAUUGGUGAUGCCUUUGAGUGGCUCAGGAUGGAGCUGCGGGAGAUGCAGGCCUCGGAUCACAAGCUGGCGCAGCAACUGAUGGCUCUGCGGGCUCAGAUUCACCGGCUGAAGGUGGAGCAGGCCUGCCACCAGCACAAGGAGAUGCUGGAUGAUGCCACCUUCGAACUGGAAGGCUGCGAAGAGGACUCCGACCUGCUGUGUAACAUUCCACCCAAGAUGGCUUUCCUGUUGUCCACGCCCCUCAAGCACAUCGGUGUCACGCGCAUGAACAUCAACUCUCGCCGUUUCUCGCUGUGCUGAUGGGCCUGUCCCAUCCUGUGCUUGCUUUGGCGCCUGUAUGCUUUAGCAAGGACCAUGCAUCUGUAGACUCUUAUUGGCCUGUCGCCAUGGCAGAUAUGCCCCCACAGAGCAAACUGGUGCCUGUUUUUGAUAAUGGGUUGGAGAGGCAGUUUCCGAAGAGGCCAGGGGCAGCCCUGCCUGUAAGUGAUUCUAGGCAGCUGCCUAGGACAGCACUUCAUAAGAUGAGGCACCUCUUCUCCAAGGGGUAACACACACACACACACACACACACACACACACAUGCUUUUAGUGCUCAGAAAAUGGAGUGAAGGAAGGAUGAAGGGGGGCAGAUGAGGACCGCCAAAGAUUCAAAGCUUUAUCACACCAGCCUUAUAGUCUGCUUUUGCCGCAAAAUCAAUUCAAUGGGCUCAGAUGACGUCAACUUUAUAAUCUGCUAUGGGGGCGAAUUGCAUUCAAGGUACUCGCAUGACGGCGACCAUGUCCUGCUGUGAUUGCGGUCCUUCCCAACUCCAAGCAACCUAUUUUGGUGCUCAGAA
Molecule: messenger RNA, 1199 nt
Organism: Elgaria multicarinata webbii
Lineage: Eukaryota; Metazoa; Chordata; Lepidosauria; Squamata; Anguidae
Gene: FAM167B
Product: family with sequence similarity 167 member B
Exons: 2
Coding region: 91-663 (190 amino acids)
Source: RefSeq, a predicted model, not a curated record